UUCUGCGCUGCGGGGGGGGGGAGAGGAGGAGUGUCGAGAGAAUCUAGUCAGAGGUCCAACAGGCUGAGCGAAAAAAAGGGGGACAAAGGUAGAGCUGAGAGCGACUUGUCCGGCUUGAUAAAAGCAGAAAAGGAUACAACCGCCGGAACAGCGGUCGCUGUGUAGUAGCUUGGGCGGCCUCGCCGGGGGUCUGAUAGAAGAAGCCCUUGAAGGGUCUCUGCCUGCCUUUCCGCCCCGUGGCCGUCUUCUCUGAGGGGGGUCGGCGGCUGGGCGUGGCUUUUUCCAUGACUGCCCUCCGCUUGUGGGAUCACCUGAAGGCUGGUAGCUCCGAGCUGGACUGGUGCGAGAACAACUACACCGUUGUGCCCACCAUUGCCGAGUUCUACAACACGAUAAGCAACAUUUUAUUUUUUGUACUGCCACCAAUAUGUAUGUGUUUAUUCCGACAAUAUGCAGUGUGUUUCAACAGUGGAAUUUAUUUAAUAUGGACCCUGAUGGUGGUUGCCGGAAUUGGAUCUGUCUACUUCCAUGCUACACUUAGUUUCCUGGGUCAGAUGCUUGAUGAGUUAGCUAUACUCUGGGUUCUUAUGUGUGCCUUGGCUAUGUGGUUUCCCAGACGCUAUCUCCCCAAAAUUUUCAGGAAUGACAGGGGCCGAUUUAAAGCAGUGGUCUGCAUCCUUUCAGGGGUUAUGACUUGCCUUGCCUUUGUCAAACCAGCCAUCAAUAACAUAUCUCUGAUGACAUUAGGUCUUCCUUGCAGUGGGCUGCUCAUUGCAGAACUUAAAAGAUGUGACAAUGUGCGAGUGUACAAGCUGGGACUCCUUUCUGGUCUCUGGUGGAUGUUGGCACUUUUUUGUUGGAUUAGUGACAAAGCGUUUUGUGAGAUCUGGUCAUCAUUCAAUUUUCCAUACUUGCACUGUUUAUGGCACAUUCUCAUCUGCAUUGCUGCCUACCUAGGCUGUGUCUGUUUUGCAUACUUUGAUGCAGUCUCUGAAAUCCCCGAACAAGGUCCUGUUCUUAAAUUCUGGCCAAGUGAGAAGUGGGCUUUCAUUGGAGUUCCUUAUGUCAGCCUCGUCUGUGCCUGCAAGAAAUCACCCUUGAAGAUCACGUGAAAAAUGCUAAUACGCAGAGCAAAGGCAAUAGAACUAGAUAUCCUUUCUCUGGGACUGGUGUGAUGGGAGCUGGUGUGGACCUUUUUCUAUUUCUGACUCUCAAGCACAAUUAGGUGCAAAGCAGUAAGACACUGCCUUUGUCUCCCAACUUUGGGACUCCCAUACCUUUGUUUUGGUAACUUUGGAGCUUUUCUAUUAAAUAGCUAAGUUUGGUUUGUUUAUCUAGCAUUCUCCCAAUGUUUUUUUUUCUCGCAUACAACAGUAUGUAAUGGGCUAUGAAUGGAUACUGUCAAAACAGCAAAGCUAUUUCCUCUCAUUGCUGGUCAGUUUAGUAGCAUGAAUAUGUGAUAUGAUCAAGCGCUCAUCCUUGGCUGACUGUUGCUCAUGAGGAGCAGAGAAACUCUGAAUAUGCUGGUGUUGUACUGUCCUAGUUUUGUUAGUAUUAUGGGAAGAGAAGAACUCAUAUCUCAGAAUGUUGUAUUUUAAGUGUGUGCAUAUGAAUUCAUUAUUUUGUUUUGACAUGGGUAUAAUAAUGCAGUCAAUGCAUAUAUAAAUAUGAGUACUAUUGUACUCAUGUACAUGUACAUUGACUACAUGUAUGAAUGUUUUUCCAACUUCUGUGGUCAGAGGUUUUUAGAGGGGGAAUGGAUGUACUGUAUAAAUAAAUACUUGGGAAGAUGG
Molecule: messenger RNA, 1793 nt
Organism: Pogona vitticeps (central bearded dragon)
Lineage: Eukaryota; Metazoa; Chordata; Lepidosauria; Squamata; Agamidae
Gene: ACER2
Product: alkaline ceramidase 2
Biological process (GO): sphingosine biosynthetic process; ceramide catabolic process
Cellular component (GO): Golgi membrane
Molecular function (GO): N-acylsphingosine amidohydrolase activity
Source: RefSeq, a predicted model, not a curated record